Messenger RNA from Durusdinium trenchii, 1773 nucleotides. The record is from the annotation of a GenBank genome assembly. NCBI's taxonomy places the organism in Eukaryota, Dinophyceae, Suessiales, Symbiodiniaceae.
UGGCUCAGUGCAAGCAGUGCAUGUUGGUUGGGGGGCUUUUUUGGGCUCGGGGCUUGUGGCCGAGCGAGCAGGCCCCUGUUUUCGUCAACCAGCAUGGUGACCGUCGUGAACUCCAAGGCUGAUGUGCUCAAGGCAGCGCAAGCUCUGGCGGUGAACCUCAAUGCGGCGAAAGGGCUGCAGGAGGUGAUGAAGUCGAAUCUCGGUCCACGAGGAACACUGAAGAUGCUGGUGGGCGGGGCUGGGCAGAUCAAGAUCACCAAGGAUGGAUCAGUGUUGCUCAGUGAGAUGCAGAUCCAGCAUCCCACAGCCUCCAUGAUCGCCCGAGCAGCAAGUGCGCAGGAUGAGUUCACAGGCGAUGGGACGACAUCCAGUGUGAUGUUCAUCGGGGAGCUGAUGAAGUUGGCCGAGCAAAGCCUGGCCGAAGGCCUCCACCCACGGCUCAUUGCAGAGGGCUUUGAGCUUGCACGCGAAGAGACAGUGAAGUUCUUGGACAACUUCAAGAUCCACAUCGACGAGCCGCUCAAGGAGCGUGAGAAGUUGGUGUGCGUGGCGAGGACGUCUUUGAGGACCAAAAUCGCACCAAACCUAGCCGAUCCCAUGGCAGAGGUCGUGGUAGAUGCUGUUCGUACCAUCAAAAAGGAGGACCAGCCUCUCGACCUCAACAUGGUGGAGAUUUUGCACAUGAAGAACAAGUUGGUGACUGAUACCCGUCUCAUCAAGGGGCUGGUUCUCGACCACGGUGCGAGACACCCUGACAUGCCAAAGCGCUUGGAAAACUGCUACAUUCUCACCGCGAACGUAUCAUUGGAGUAUGAGAAGAGUGAGGUCAACGCUGGCUUCUUCUACAGCAGUGCAGAGCAGCGAGAGAAGUUGGUGGAUUCUGAGCGGAAGUUCACUGAUGAGAAAGUCAAGAAGAUCAUUGAGUUGAAGAAGAAGGUUUGCACAGAGGAAAAUAAGAAGUCCUUUGUGCUGAUCAACCAGAAGGGCAUUGACCCGCCAUCUCUGGAGAUGCUAGCACACGAGGGCAUCAUCGCGCUGCGCAGGGCGAAGCGCCGCAAUAUGGAGCGGCUGCCCCUGGCCUGUGGCGGGAUUGCUGUCAACUCCGUAGAUGAUUUAGAUGUGGAUGAUCUUGGCCAUGCAGACCUUGUGUACGAACAAAGCUUGGAGGACGACAAGUUCACCUUCAUUGAGGGUGUGAAGAAUCCUCAGAGCUGCACUGUCCUCAUCCAGGGCUCAACGGAUCAUGCCGUUGCACAAAUGAAGGAUGCCAUCAAGGAUGGUCUUAGAGCAGUGCAGAAUGUCGUGGAAGAUGAGGCCAUCGUCCCUGGCGCCGGGGCGUUUGAGGUGGCGGCCCAUGUGCACCUCGAAGAGUUCAAACGCUCGGUGGAUGGGAAGCCUCGCUUGGGGGUGGAGAUCUUUGGAAAGGCAUUGCUUGUGGUGCCGAAGACGCUCCUGGAGAAUUCGGGCAUGGAUGUGCAGGAGAAGCUGCUCAGAGUUCUUGCUGAUCGUGAGAACAAGCAGAAGGUUGUGGGGGUCAGCGUCUCCAGCGGAGACCCCAUCGAUCCGGCCAUUGAAGGCAUCUAUGACAACUUCUUAGUCAAGAAGCAGAUGCUGGGGCUGGCUCCAGUCUUGGCAGAGCAGCUGUUGCUGGUCGAUGAGGUGAUCCGGGCAGGGAAGUCCAUGAAGAACGACGGUGGGAUGCAGGGGUAGCCAGGGAAGCUGUGGUCAAGUGGUAUGGCUCAAUUUUGGCGGGUUGGGCAACCAGUCACAGAC